This is a messenger RNA of Maniola jurtina (meadow brown), 514 nucleotides long. RefSeq lists its product as uncharacterized. Lineage: Eukaryota; Metazoa; Arthropoda; Insecta; Lepidoptera; Nymphalidae. The record is from RefSeq and is a predicted model, not a curated record. The coding region runs from base 138 to 455 and encodes 105 amino acids. The transcript has 3 exons.
GUUGGAUAUUCUCUAGCUACUUACGUAGGUAUAUUGAUUUGCAAAUAAUAUUAUGUAAACGCCUUUAAGAAGGUACAAAAGGUAAAAUCACAAUAAACAUCUUUAGUUAAUCUUUUCCUUGAAAGGACACUAGAAGCAUGGCUUCAAGAAAUUUUAUAUUAUUGUCAGUAUUUUUAAUUCUGUUGAUCAUCGGCCAUGCUUACGGAUUUGUCAAAAGGGACAUGACUCAAGCCCCGGAUCUCAAUAUAUUGAAGCAGGUGAAGCGAAACUUAAAUCAAUUCCGGGCAUGUCUUGAUCAAUCGCUAGCAGCGAUCGCUGGUCAAGUCGACGUGAAACAACUACAGCCCGUCUUUGAUGCCCUGGGAGACCAAGUUGAUCGUCUUUCUAAAGUGUUCGAGAUCCUCACAUCGCCGCAGCAAAGAACACCAUCAGCAGGUGGCGGUAUUUUGGAAUGAAAUGUAUAUUAUAUACCUUUGAACAUUAUAUAAACUAUUAAAAUAUAAUACGUAUGGCG